Molecule: messenger RNA, 3019 nt
Organism: Nematostella vectensis (starlet sea anemone)
Lineage: Eukaryota; Metazoa; Cnidaria; Anthozoa; Actiniaria; Edwardsiidae
Product: ATP-dependent DNA helicase Q-like 1
Biological process (GO): double-strand break repair via homologous recombination
Cellular component (GO): nucleus; cytoplasm; chromosome
Molecular function (GO): 3'-5' DNA helicase activity; four-way junction helicase activity
Source: RefSeq, a predicted model, not a curated record
CAAAUGGCGUCGCUACAAGAAACAUUCACGUUCGUUGCUGCUAAAUUCAAUAUUCCAGCCUUUAACUCUCUUCAGAAGAAGGCUAUACAAAUAAUCAUCGAUCACAAAAAAGAUGUAUUGGUGAAUUUGCCCACUGGGUUUGGAAAAUCGCUGAUAUAUCAAGCGUUACCGAUCGACUAUUUGGAGGUUCUAGUUCUGAGAGUACAGGCCACAUGGUCAAUUUUGAAGAGAUCAAAGAGAGCCCACAUACGGUACAUUGUGCAUUGCAUGGAAAAAGGAGCUGGCCACGAGGAAUACUUUAGUUGGCUGACCGAACAGCUAAGGAUUGAAAAAGAGAAAUCAACCAGAACAAUUUUUUACUGCCAAACGAAAAAUCAGUGUGGUAUAAUCUAUGCGGUUAUAAGAGGUCUUCUAGGGAAGGAGAACAUGCACAGCACCACAGGGUCCCCACUUGUUGAGAUGCUGCAUUCAUGUACUCCACAUGCAAACAAGCAGAACAUUUUGGAUUCCUUUAGCCAGCAAGAUGGAACUGUAAGACUCCUCAUUGCCACAAUUGCUUUUGGCAUGGGAGUCGACUGCAAAGGGGUCAAGAGAGUAAUACACUAUGGUCCAUCCAAGAGUGUGGAGGCUUAUAUCCAAGAAACAGGUCGCGCUGGAAGGAUGGCAGCAACAGCGUGGCCUAUCUACUCUAAUCAUGGUGUUCUUCUGAGUCAUGUUGAUGCAGAUAUGAAAGAUUUUGUUAAGGCAAUAAAUUGUAGAAGGCAAAAUCUUAUGAAUCAUUUAAAUGAGGACUUUGAGGAGUUUACUAUAUCACACUUGUAUUGUGUUGUCUGUGCAGCAUCAUGUAAUUGCGGAAAGGAAGGCUGCAAAGAUGUUGGGUCCUACCCAAUAAACUAUCAAGAAGUUUAGGCUACUGGUCCUGGGAGAACCGUUUUAGAGGGUCAGAAGAAACUUGUCAAAGAUGCACUGGAAACAACAAACAACUUGUAAUGAGCAUGCUGAACACUGCAGCAAAUAGGGAAAUAAAAGCACUGACUGAUCUUCACUUCAUGUUAGGAUUUUCAGAUCAUCAGAUUUCCCAAGUCUUACAACACCUAGAACAUAUUUCUUCUUUGUCGGAUGUCAUGCAUUUGGUUGAGAUCUGGGACAGGAAACAUGCACUGAAAAUUAUUUCUAUAAUUUCUGCAGUUUUCGGUGACAUGCCAUAUGAGAUAAGUGUUCAUGAUGAGGGAAGAGAGACCGGCUAUUACUUUGAUGAUGAUUUCUUGGAUGAGUGGAAUGAGGUGUUUCAGGAUGAUGAACUAUUUGACAUGUCGUUGUCACAACUAGAGGCAUCGACGUCCCAGCUAGAGGAGUCCCAUGACGACUCGAGGGAUCCAGCAGAUGAGGAAAUGCCUCCGGAUGUCUUAGCUGCACUUGAUGGUAUUUAACAGAUUUAUUUAUGAUUACAUAUUUGCAGAGCACAGAUAUUGAAUAGGAAAUAGUGAUCUUAAAUGUGCAAUGGCCAUAAUGGCGUAUUUUUGUCUUUUAUUUUUUUUUUUUGCUUAAAAAUCAAUAUCUUACUACUGUUUGCUGUUUGGAAAUAAGUGUACUGAAGCAUAAGAAAUCUCUUGUUUGCUGUAGACUAUUUAAUAAAAAAAAAAUCCAUGGUUUUUGUGACAUGGGUGUUGAAAUAGGAAUAUAUUUUGUAGUAACAUUGUCAUAAUAUUGAAAAAUUGAAAUGGAUUCGCAUAGUGCAAGCUGGUUGAAAUACUGAAGGUGUAGUAUACUUAUACAAUAAAACACCAGGGAAAGGUUAUCUUUUUAAAUAGUUUAUUUUCUAAUCCAUUCAUGUAUCAAUCUGUAUAUAAAAACAAUGAUCCUAUUAAUGCUUCUAGGCAUUAUGUUCACAACUAGUACAUUCAUUUUAUUUCUAAAAGUUUCCAAAUAUUCUUGUUUUCUAUAUCAUUUUUUGGAAAGUGAGAUGUUAGUUACCUUGGCCUCUUUGACAGUUUUGUGAAGUAAACAGAUUAAAACCAAUGAGGAUAAGAGAAACAUAUAAUUGAAAUGAACUUUACUUUCCUAGCCGUAACAGUUGCAUAAAUGCACACCAGAGUGCAACUGAAUCCUCCUGUGAUUCUCACAUGGUAAUCGGUUAUUUUUCUAUAAACCUUGCACUGGUGGUCAUUGCAGCUAGCAUUGCUCUUUUUAAACAAGGACCCGCACUAUAAAAGGGCCUGGACCAGGUCCACGAAAGGCUCAGUUGUGCUUAGUAAACUGCUAGGCGGUGCGGAGCUCCAGAGUUCAGUCAAGCAUGUCUUGUUUACCCACCAGGAGCGAAACCCAAACAACUUUUAAAGCGCUUUUCUUCUCGUUUCCUCGGCUUAUUUUCUCUUGGGUAAUAACAAUGAAUAGCCCAUCAAAAAAGCCGGAAUGUGCAGUAAAAAUUAGUUCAAAUUAUUAACGAUAACAUAACUAAAAAGUCUCACUACCGACGCAAUGUUACGGCAUUUUGUCAUCUUGAAUUUUUUUUAAUUUUAUUCAGCCGAAAGGGGGCGGAGCUGAGCCCUUUUAUAUUGCGGGUCCUUGUUUAAAAGGAUGUAUUAUCUUACUAUAAAUUGACAGUUAUUCUAACACAACAGUAAAUUAGUUUCAUUGGAUGGCCUUGAAAAAAAUAAAUGGUGUAGCUAGUUCAGUGAGAAAACUAAGUAGUCUGUGUCAACAUGGAAAUAAACAUGAACAACAAUAACAACAUGUGUUUGAAAGUCAUGUAUAAUGCUAUAGAAAACAUAUUGUUAGUUUUGUUGAGUUUCGACUAUUUGUUGGUAUUGAUGGUGGACACUCACUAGUUUUCCGUGUCAUUUAAUUUAAUUUCAGAGUUUGUUUCUAUUUUACUGAGGUGCAAGGACAUCAAAAUAAAAGUAAAAAAUGAAGAUUGAAUGGGUGGCAUAUAAUCUUUGCACCAAGAUUGCCAAAAAGCAUCUCUUUAGCAAGUUAUCCUUCCAAGGAUGUAAUUGGCCCCUAGCAGAGCAUACAAAAA